AUGGCUACAGGGCAGGUGCAGUGGGUGAGCUGUCUGCUGAUAGAUGUGGGUUCUGUUUCUAUAGAGACGAAUAUUUUUCCUUCUUUUGUUGAUGCUGCUCUCGCGCUGCUGAGCUCUCGUUUUGCUGCUGACCCUAAACACGUUGCUGCUGUUCUUACAUACGGCAGCAGCAGGACACACAACCCCCUUGCUGAUGCAUCUUCUGCUGCUGCAGCAGCACCACCACCUGCUGCUGCUGCUGCUGCAGCAGCAGCAGCAGCAGCAACAGAUGCAGCAGCUCAGUCUGCUUCUGUAGCAGCAGCAACUCCUUCUCCUCCCCCCCUUUCAGCAGCAGCACCACCACCACCAUCACCACCACCAUCACCACCACCACCAUCAGCAGCAGCAGCAGCAGCAGCAGCAGCAGCAACAGCAGCAGCAGCUGCUCCAUAUUCAUAUGUAGAGAUAAUACGAGAUUUUGUUUGUAUACCUAAACACGUUGCUGCUGUUCUUACAUACGGCAGCAGCAGGACACACAACCCCCUUGCUGAUGCAUCAUCUGCUGCUGCAGCAGCAGCACCACCUGCUGCUGCUGCUGCAGCAGCAGCAGCAGCAGCAGCAACAGAUGCAGCAGCUCAGUCUGCUUCUGUAGCAGCAUCAACUCCUUCUCCUCCCCCCCUUUCAGCAGCACCACCACCACCACCAUCACCACCACCACCACCAUCACCACCACCACCAUCAGCAGCAGGAGCAGCAGCAGCAGCAGCAGCAGCAGCAGCUGCUGCUCCAUAUUCAUAUGUAGAGAUAAUACGAGAUUUUGUUUGUAUUGAUUGGCCUCUUAUAGAAAAAAUAAAAAACUUUUUGCUGCCGGGGGGGAGAGCAGCAGACCCCCUCGAUGCAUGCAUUGUUGCUGCUUAUUUAUUUCAACAAAAAUUUAAUAAACAAAUACAACAAAAAAAAGUAUAG
Messenger RNA from Eimeria mitis, 945 nucleotides. RefSeq lists its product as uncharacterized. The record is from RefSeq and is a predicted model, not a curated record. The coding region runs from base 1 to 945 and encodes 314 amino acids. The transcript has 2 exons. Lineage: Eukaryota; Apicomplexa; Conoidasida; Eucoccidiorida; Eimeriidae.